UGGAAUAAUCUAUGGUCUCUAUGGUUGAGGUUGAGUGACACCAAAAUAUAUUAAUUAAUGUCGAUCCAUAAUACAUACUUUUUACUAAAUAAAACAUAAAUCUAGUAAACCUAUCAACCUGAUCACAAUUAAUAUUAAUAUUUGUGUGUGAUAUAGAUUCAGUGAAGUGAUACGAAAGGAUUAGGUUUACGCCUGAGAAAUGACGCGGAUGUGUAAAAUAUAUUCUCAAUAUGGCCGCCAAAUUGUGUUCUUAAUUCCCGGUUGUUUACAGCGGCUCAAAGAACAAUUACUUUUUAAGUAAAUUUAUGAUAUUGAACGAAAUUAAGUGAUGAACAGGUGUUUUUCAUUUAUACCUGAAGUGUGAAUUAAGAAUUUUGUGACUAGAUAAUAAAAAAUCAACAGUUUUGAAACAAAAAAAUUUAUAUUUGUAAGAUUAAUAAAUUUUGAAUCGCGAUGUCACAAUAUGAACGCCCACGAUGAUUUUACUGCGGCUCCGAACUUCGGUGCAGCCCCACAACUCAUGGGUGUGGAGCGCGUCGGCAGCUGCAUGCGCGCUAUUAAUGGCGGCGUGGGAGCGGGCGCGGCCGAAUCCGAUCAACAUGUCGCAGAUGAACCGCCGCGCAAGAGAGCGCGAGUUGCCGCUCCCGCCAUCACCAGCCCGCACGACCUGCGCCACGCCCUCCUCGACGCGCAGCUGCUGCGUCUGCGCACUCUCCGCGACGCCUUCACCGAGCAGCUUAGCGAGCUCUACUUUCUGCAGGCAGGCGGUAACAUGAUGGACUAUGCGGCGUGGCGGCGGCAACCGCCUGCCCCCGCUCUGCUCGCCUUUCUGGAGUCGCGCCGACCCGCACCACCUCCUUCGGAUUUACCACCUGCACCCAUUGCCGCGCCUCCUAUCACGCCUGCCGACGAAGUAGUAGAAAAGGCUAAACAAGAGGCGUACGUGGCGCGACGCGUGGCCGAGCUCGCUCGCGCCGGCCUCUGGUCCGAGCGGCGACUUCCGCGCGUGCUGGAACCGCCUCGUCCCAAGACUCACUGGGACUAUCUACUCGAAGAAAUGGCGUGGCUUGCCCAAGACUUCGCUCAAGAAAGAAAAUGGAAGAAACAGGCCGCUAGAAAGUGCGCUCGAGCUGUCCAAAAAUAUUUUCAAGAUAAAGCUCUGGCGGCGCAAAAAGCAGAGAAGGCUCAAGAAAUGCAAUUGAAAAAAAUUGCUGCAUUUGCUGCUAAAGAAAUAAGAACUUUCUGGUCCAAUGUUGAAAAGUUGGUAGAGUGGAAGCGAGUGCGACGAGUGGAGCGAGCACGAAAAGAAGCUUUGGACGAGCAGCUGAGCUACAUCGUCGACCGCACCGAGCGGUACUCGCGCCAGCUCGCGGCCAACCUCGCCUCCGCGCCCGCCUCCGAGCCCGCCUCCGCGCCGCCCUCCGACCCGCCCUCCGACGACGAGUUCACGCCGCGCGGCGCCUCCGACGACGACGAGGAGACCAUCGCCGCCGCAGAGCGGGAGGCCGGAGACGACGACGCCGCGCAUCGCGCCGAGCUCGAGGCGCUGCAGCGGGAAUCCAACCUCGAGCUCGACGCCCUGCUCCCCCCGGGAUACCUCCCCGAGCGCUCGCCCCCGCCCUCCGACUACGCGCCCGACGACGACUCUGCCGACGACGAGACCACCAUCGCGGAACAAGAACGCAAAGAGCGAGCUCUGGACGCCGCCGACGAAUUGGACGAGUUGAAAGCCGACGCCGAUCUCGACCUCGACGAAUUGCGUCGUAGGUACUCUCGUCCACCGGAAAACGAAAUCGAUCUUUCCGAUUCCGCCCCGGGAGAGCUGUCCGACGAUGAAAACACCACACAGACAGACACCGAAUCGGAGGCGGAUUCGAUGUCGAGUUCCGAGCCCCUCGAGAGUCUCGUUCGCGCAGAACAAACUGCCGGAGAUUCGGAGCGGCGCGUGGAGGAGGCGGCUUCCCUGGCGGCCACGCUGCAGCCCACCGGCACCACGCUGUCCGAGACGGCGGUGGGCACGGCCGUCCCGCGGCUGCUGCGCCACGCCCUGCGCGAGUACCAGCACGUGGGCCUGCACUGGCUCGCCACCAUGCACGCGCGGGGCCUCAACGGCAUCCUCGCCGACGAGAUGGGGCUCGGCAAGACCGUGCAGACCAUAGCCUUGCUGGCGCACCUCGCGCUCGACCGCCACGACUGGGGCCCGCACCUCGUGGUCGCGCCCACUUCCGUCGUCCUCAACUGGGAGAUGGAGUUCAAGAAAUGGUGCCCCGCUUUUAAGAUACUCACUUACUAUGGUACUAUAAAAGAACGUAAACAAAAACGUGUCGGCUGGACGAAAGCUAAUUCUUUCCAUGUCUGCAUAACUUCCUACAAACUCGUUGUGCAAGAUCAUCAAAGUUUCCGCCGGAAGAAGUGGAAAUAUUUAGUGUUAGAUGAAGCUCAAAAUAUUAAGAACUUUAAAUCUCAAAGGUGGCAGUUACUACUCAAUUUUCAAACCGAAAGGCGGCUGCUGUUGACGGGGACGCCGCUGCAGAACAGUCUACUGGAGCUGUGGUCACUGAUGCACUUCCUGAUGCCGGACGUCUUCGCCUCGCACUCGGAGUUCCGCGAGUGGUUCGCCGAAGUGGGAGCCAUGGCCGAGGGCGCGCGCUACGACGAGGCGCUGGUCCGCAGACUGCACGCCGUGCUGCGCCCCUUCCUGCUGCGCCGCCUCAAGCGCGACGUGGAGCGCCAGAUGCCGCGCAAAUACGAGCACGUGCUGCUCUGUCGCCUGGCCAAGCGCCAGCGCUUCCUCUAUGACGACUUCAUGUCGCGCGCCAAGACGAAAGAAAGUCUCGCUUCGGGAAACUUGCUGAGCGUCAUCAACGUCUUAAUGCAACUGCGGAAAGUGUGCAAUCAUCCGGACUUGUUCGAGCCGCGACCCGUGACCUCUCCGCUGCACGUGGGCGCGCUGCGCUACCGGGUGCCCGCCCUGGUGCUGGUGUCCGCCGUGCGCCGCCGGACGCUGUUCUCCGCCGCCCUGGCCGGCGACCUCGCCGCCCUCGAGUUGUCCGGCGCCGGCGCUUUCACCGCCCACCGCGCACGUCAUCUGGCGCCGCCGAGACGAGCUUUCGACGAAGCGACGGACGCUCGGCGUCGACCGCCCCCGCGCCCACCGCCUGCAUCGUUACGUUUACACUUGCGACUGGUGCCGCGAGUGAGUCCCGCGAACGCGCCCCCCCCGCCCCCUGUGGCGAUGGCGACCGCGCGCCCGCCCCCCGCGCCCCGCUCGAUCGCGACCGAGGCGGCGGCGCCCGGGAGCGCGGCGGCGGCGCGGCUGGCGGCGCGGCGGCGGGCCUGCGUGCGGCGCCUGGCGGCGACCAACGAGCGGCGCUGCUGGCGGCUGCCGCUGUACGGCGCGGACCUGCGCGCGGCGGCCGACGUGGGCGGGCCGCCCGUGCCGCCCAGAGACCUCACCGACAUUCUGACCGAGCUCCACGAUGUCAUAGAUAAGUUUAGCAUAUGUUGGAUGUCGGCGCGAGCGGACGCGCUGCAGCUGGAGGCGGGGGCGGGCGCCGGCUCCUGGAGACGGCUCGCCGCCCUCAUGCACGCCGCCCUCGCCCCUACAGCCCGCGCCGCCCUGGCCGCCCUACACGAGCCUGCUUCGCGGCAAGCCGUCGCCUUCCCGCAUCCGUCUCUACUGCAGUAUGACUGCGGCAAGCUGCAGACCCUGGCCGCCCUGCUGCGCCGUCUCAAGUCGGGCGGUCACCGGGUCCUCAUCUUCACGCAGAUGACUCGAGUGCUGGACGUACUCGAGGCGUUCCUGUCCAUGCACGGACACACCUACCUGCGGCUGGACGGCGCCACGCGGGUGGACCGCCGGCAGCCGCUCGUGGACCGGUUCAACGCGGACGCCCGCAUCUUCGCCUUCAUACUGUCCACGCGCAGCGGCGGCGUCGGCCUCAACCUAACGGGCGCAGACUCCGUCGUCUUCUACGACUCUGACUGGAACCCGACCAUGGACGCGCAGGCGCAGGACCGCUGCCACCGCAUCGGCCAGACGCGCGACGUGCACGUGUACCGGCUCGUCACCGCCGCCACCGUCGAGGAGAACAUUCUGCGGAAGGCAGAACAGAAGAGGACGCUCGGACAUCUAGCGAUCGAAGACGGAAACUUCACCACGUCCUAUUUGCGCGGGGCGAACAUCAAAGAGCUAUUUGGCUCGGAGACGAACGUGGUGACGGAGGAAGAAGGCAGCGGCGCAGCGGCGGGCGGCGCGGCGGCGGGCGGCGCGGCGGCGGGCGGCGAGCUGGAGUGCGCCCUGGCGGCCGCCGAGGACGAGGCCGACGUGGUGGCCGCGCGCGCCGCCCGCGCUGAGGCGCAGCACGACCUCGCAGAGUUCGACGAGUCGCUCCCGCUCGACGACGAGCCGCACGCCGCCGCCCGCGACCCGCACGUGGCGCAGCUCGCCGCGCUCAUGAUGCAGCUCACGCCGAUCGAGAAGUACGCGAUGCGCGUGGUGGAGAGCGGCGAGGCGGCCAGCGAGGCGGAGCGCGCGGCGCUGGGCGAGGCGCGGCGCCAGCAGCGCGAGUGGGAGAGCGCGCGCCGCCGCCUGCGCGAGGAGGCGGCCCCGCCCUCGCCGGCGCUGUGCUACGCGCGCGCGGACGCCGAGGCGCAGAUAUGGAUAAGCGGAGCAGAAGAACGCAUGCCGGUAAGUGACGCCACGGCAGUCGGCGCCGCCCUCUGCGCCCUCGAGCUCAUCCGUCCGCUCUCUUCGCAGAUGUGGUGUCCGCCCACUCCGCCUUCCGGCGACGGUGACGUUUACUGUGAAAGCUGGGCGCGCGCACUCUACCGCCCCGGCGCCGCGCCCGACACCGUCCUGCCGCCCGCCCCCCGCCGCGAGCCCCGCGCGCUGCGCGACCAGCGCCGCCUCCGCCUGCAACCGAGACCCGCCGCCGCGCCGCCCUCGCUGUUCGAGCGAUCCGGCCCGCGGCCUCGGCCCCGGCCUCGCGCUCCGACGCACGCCCCGCCCCCGCCGCACGCUCAGCCUGAUUGGUCUGCCGCCGAAGACGCCGCCUUGCGUCGCGCACUUCGCUUGCAGCGCUUACCCGCCGAACCUCCACCCGCUCUUGCGCCCAAUUGGGACUGGGUCGCAGAACUCGUUAACGAGGCAGCUCGCGCCUUCCGCUCGGCGCGGGCGUGCCGCGACCGACACGACACCCUCGCCGACCCCGAGCGGGCCCGCCGCCGACACCGCCGCCCGCCCGCCGCGCGCCGCCGCCCGGACGACGAGCGACCCCGCCCUCCGCUGCACCGCCUGGACGCCGUCCGCGACGCCAUCGAGAGGAGACGGUCGACACCCAAGCGGCGCCUCGACGACGCUCCGCACCGCAAUCCCAAGCACGCCCAGCUGCUCGCCGACCACGGAGUUGCUUACGAUACUCCGCCGACUCCGAUGGAGGUGGCGGCUCGACGCGCCGACCGCAUAGCGAGAGAGAAGCUGAAGGUGGGAGUGGCCACACCCGCCGCGGCCGCCGCCACCGCUCCCGCCCCCUCUCCUUCCCCGUCAGCGUCGGCAGUGGGUGCCGGGGUAGGGAUGACUCAGCGCGUAGUGGUGGCGGCACCGGUGAAAGCGGACAUGCGGCGCGCCCGCCCGACUGCCGUCGGGGAAUCACCGCGACCCGCAGCCGUCUCUUCCGCCGUUACCGCCGCGCCUGCCGCACAGCUACUCUAUCGUCAACAAGCCUUCCCCGCCAGACAUCUCAAGAUCCUCCAUCAAGCCGUGCCACCUUCAAUCCAGGGCGCACCGAGCGGCGGCGAGGGCGCGGCGCUGCGCAAGCUGCAGCUGCAACAGGUCCGGCGCGCGGCCUCGCCCCGCCCGCCGACCCCCGGCCCCGCCCCCCCGGCGCCCCCCGCCCCCGCACACGUGGUGGUAGCGCAUCUCGGGCCCUCGGCCGCGCGCCCUCCCCCCCCGCCCUCCGAAAGUAGACAAUAAAUAUUAAUGUUACACUUACCA
This is a messenger RNA of Bombyx mori (domestic silkworm), 5995 nucleotides long. It is a transcript of the gene dom, whose product is annotated as helicase domino. The transcript has 11 exons. Gene Ontology annotation, cellular component: Swr1 complex. Gene Ontology annotation, biological process: chromatin remodeling. The record is from RefSeq and is a predicted model, not a curated record. Lineage: Eukaryota; Metazoa; Arthropoda; Insecta; Lepidoptera; Bombycidae. Gene Ontology annotation, molecular function: ATP hydrolysis activity; histone binding; ATP-dependent chromatin remodeler activity. Bases 464 to 5974 code for a protein of 1836 amino acids.